CCAAACUUUCAAUCCGAACGGAACGUCAAGAGGAAUGCCGAACAUCGCUGUUAUCGGGGCUGGCGUCAACGGUGUCGCCAGUGCCAUAAAGAUCUUGGAGCACUACCAGAAGGAGGGUAACGGCAUCCCUGUGAAGGUGACGAUCAUCUCGGAGGAAUUCUCGCCAAACACCACAGGAGAUGGCUCGGCGGGUCUUUGGGGCCCUUAUCUGCUGGGUGGCACGGAAAAAUCUAAAGUCUACAAGUGGUCGAAGAAUAUGCAUAGUUUUCUGGAGCAGAUCUGGCUAAGCGAGGAUGCCGGCGAGGCUGGUGUUUGUCUCGUGCCCUGCAUCCGUCUGAGCACAUCCACAGUGGAUACUGUCGAGGAUUUCUGGCGUGACAUUGUUUAUGGGGCUCUGGACCUAACCGCUGAACAGCUUGCAGUCUACAAUCAAGGCAGAUCGGUGAAGUUUACAUCUGGCCUGUCCUUUGUCACAUACACCUCAGAGCCCGUGAAACUACUGCCGUAUCUCAUGAAGCGUUUCGCUCGGAACGGAGGUGCAGUAGUGCAGCAAAAGGUCACAGAUCUGGAGAGAUUCAUCACUGAAUCGCCCUACGAUGUGAUUGUCAACUGUUCGGGUCUGGGCUCCCGCGAAUUGCUCAACGAUGAUCAGAUGUAUGCCGUGCGCGGUCAGGUUUCCCGAGUGAAAGCCAAUUGGAUGUUCUCAGCCGUACUGGAUGAGAGCGAUGAUGGCAACUAUAUAAUACCCAACACUGAGAGUGUCGUACUGGGCGGCACCCACCAGGAGAGGGACUACAACACCAGGGUCUGCGAGAAGGACAAGAAACUUAUUGUGGACGGCUGUCGUCAGUUUGUUCCGGGCCUGUGCCACACCAAGCCGCUGUUCGAUUGGGUUGGCCUUCGCCCAGGACGUGCAAAUUUGCGCCUCGAGGCCGAGCGGCGUGGCCAGAAGCUGCUCAUCCACAACUAUGGACACGGCGGCAGUGGGGUGACGCUGUGCUGGGGCUGUGCCGAUGAUGUUCUCGAUCUCCUGCUGGCUGCCAAGAAUAUUUCAAAGUUGUAAAGCCCUCACAUUUGUAUACAAAAUAAACUCUUCCUUCUGGUUAGAAUACCAAUACCCCCUCAAAAA
Messenger RNA from Drosophila persimilis, 1129 nucleotides. RefSeq names its product D-aspartate oxidase (gene Daao2). Lineage: Eukaryota; Metazoa; Arthropoda; Insecta; Diptera; Drosophilidae. Gene Ontology annotation, molecular function: D-amino-acid oxidase activity; FAD binding. The transcript is spliced from 4 exons. The record is from RefSeq and is a predicted model, not a curated record. The coding region runs from base 35 to 1063 and encodes 342 amino acids.